This is a messenger RNA of Paramisgurnus dabryanus, 4988 nucleotides long. The record is from RefSeq and is a predicted model, not a curated record. NCBI's taxonomy places the organism in Eukaryota, Metazoa, Chordata, Actinopteri, Cypriniformes, Cobitidae.
AUGAAUCCCCCGAACAUUAAGAGAAAAACAAGAAAAAUUAAAAGACAUUGAAAAAACACUUGGAAUAAACUGCCCUACGGCAGAAGAGUAUUGCUAUAUUAAACUCAAAGAGAGAAAGUGCAAAAUCUUAAAUUUUAACCCUCCGUGUUUAACAAAAUGUUGUAGGGUCAAGGACCUUAAUAAUUGUUAUAAUAAUGUCAGGAAAAAGUGCCAUUUAAAAGCAAAAAGGAUAUCAACAUCGCCAAAACUUUGCUUUUGUGCAUUAACGAGCCGGGAAACCGAUAAUCUUAGAUCCACCGCUAAGCACCGACAGUUGAUAAUACAAGUCACAAAUUGUCCGCAAAAAAUCUUCUUUCCAUCAAUAAUGGCAAACGAUCCUUUAAAACCAGCUCGUUUUCCAUCUUUCCUUGCUUGACUCACCAAUGGCCACAGCUUGUUACGUGCCUCUCUCGCCCGCUGAGUUAGAUCUUCUGUUAUUUUGAUGCCUUUCUGUUUAAGAACUUCAGAGUUUUUGGCAUCUGACCAAAUCCGAUCACGAAUAGAGCGUGACAAAAACUGCACAAUAAUCCGCCGUAUGUGCAUGCCCCCAUCUUUCGGUCCGAUUCUGUGUGCCACAUCAAUAGAGGACUGUAGAAUCUCUCUCAAACCUGGGGACACCUGAGAGAAAACUUCCAUUGCGAUCAUCUCCACUUUUCCCCAGCCUCUUCCGAAAUCCCAGUUAUUUUGAGAUUCCAGCGUCUUUUAUACUCAUCCAGCUCGUCAACUCUUUCCCACAAUUUCUUAUUUUCUGCUUUCAUUGCCGCUAACUGUGAGUCCAGUUUAUCUGAUUUGAUCAUCGCUCCCUCAGCUUUUUCAGAAGCUAGAUCAACUUUGGUGUUAAGAUCAGAUAUUAAAGUAGAGUUGGAUGCAACAGACCUUUCAAUUUCUAGUAGCUUCUUCAUAAACACAUCUUGCUUUUUCCCCAGCCUCUCGAUUGCCUCCAGAAUUGCCACAUUUGAAGGUUCGGACGAGUGUCGUCUCAUUUUCGGUAAUGGACUUUUAGUCUGCGUCUCCGGUAAAUGCUGGCAAUCCAUAUCUUCUCCAGUUACGGGUUUAGUAUAGUCGUGUACACGCUUCACAUUAUCUCCUGUUCCUUGAUCCAUUUUUACAGUAAGGAUAGCUUCACUUAGCAACGCAAGUUUGCUAGUAACGUUAUCUGUUAACUCAGCCACGUGCGGGCUCUUCGCGGGAAUAACAGGAAAAAUGUGACGAAUACUUUCCGUUUAACUUCAGAAGUCAGUUACAGAGUCAUUGCAAAUAUCAAAACAUUUACUUUAGUUACCCUUUCACCACCAGGGAAGAGAAAAAAAAUCAAGAUUUGCACAAAGGUUAGUAAGAGACAGAGAUUUUACGACUGCACGGACGCCAUCUUGGCCGGAACCCGCCCUAAGCCCUUGAUCACCUAAACACACAUUUAUAACGAUUUCAUCAGGCUUUAGAAACAUUUAGAAAAGAACAUAAAGAAUGGCCUCUCAGCUACCGUAGUUGCAACUCUUGCGUCAUCACAACAGGGUGUUCAAUGCAUCACCGUUUCUGUUUAAUAAACGUUGUGCAACGUUUUGUCGGGGCUGAACGCAGCCCUGCUAUUUCGUUGCAGCCAAUCAGUAUCGUCCACCGUAGUAGCAACCAAUCACAUUUAACUGGAAACCCGCGAAUCUUCAUAAUACCGGCGAUAUUUGGCUCAGUGGGAUCGUAGUAUACCGGUAUUAUAAGAUUAGUAAGUUGCUUUGUAAUUUGGAUUUUAACUUUUAUUUUAGAGACAGUGUAUCUGUGACUAACAGUUAGUUGAAUUGGUUAAUUUAAUCAUUUGUAGAAACACAGCUUGUGCACCGUGUGGUCCUGGUUUGUGAGAGGCGAUCAUUAACUUAAAAUAUUAACUUAAGUUACCAUUACCAUUAAACAUUAGCGUUUGUUAACAUGUUAACUUAAUCUAUUGAUUAGAAUAAAGCUCAUGCUGAUUCAUUGGAAUUACUGACAAGCUCAGCCUUGAUGAUACAAGUACACCACUAACCAUAUCGUUUUUUGUGCAUUUAAUUUUUCAGGGGAUUGUCUGAUAUCCAACCAUUUACUGAUUUUUGUUUUAUUGCUAUUGCUUUUUUAACAAAACAGUUCUUUUAAGAACUACCUUUCUUUCUCAAACUUUCUCAAACUCUUUACUGUCCUCUUUACCCACCUCUUGUGUAACUGCCUAUCAAUUAUGGCAGGUAAGAAGCCAAUUUUAACCCCAAAAUCUUACUAACUGAAGUUAAUUUGAGCAGAACAUGCAAACACCUGUCCAUGGUUAAAAUGUAAUUGGACUUCUAAAAUGUUUUACCUUUUAUAUAUACUAUAAAUAAAAAGUAUGUUAUUUUCUUGUAUACACUGCAUGUGUAGGAAUACCCUUUGCUUUUGGAAAAGAUGAAGUCUUUUCUGGGACAGGCAGCUGACCCUACUGUACAACUGGGGUAAUGUCAAGUCCUGAGCACUUUCAGGCAAAGCAUGUAAAGCAUGCCAUAUAUUUUGAGGACAAUGGCAUCCAAAAAUAUUGUGUUCCUUGCUUUUGUUUGAAUGCCCGACAACAAAAGAGGUGCCAUUGGCAUUGCCCGAAGUGUCAGCAGAUCUUGUGCCGUGCCCCUGACUUUAUGAAGCAACUACAUAAUCAUGAUCUUUCAGUUAUAGGCAAAAUUACCAACAAGCCAGACAAAGGGCCAUCUUCAGAAAAACCACAGGCAGGGCAGCAGGUCAGGGAACAGCCACCUAUCUUUUGUAUUGAUGAACGAAAUGGGAUUUUUGUCACCCCAAAAGAUGCCCAUGGACCUAGAGUCCCUCUUCACGUAAAGAAACGCAUGGUCUCGGGGUCUGUUGCCUGUGAGUCCUCUGUGUGUCGAGAUUUUAUGAGGAUUGGAGUUGAAAGUGGCAAUCCAGGCCUUGAAUGCAUUCACCUUCAGAGGACAAAUAGAGCAGUGUGCUAUUCUACACCAGCCUCACUUAGGGAGGACUCUUUGCAGUCCAUGGUUGACAAUGGCCUGCUGUCAAAAACCCGACAAGAUGAAUGUGUGCAGCUAAGAAACCAAAGUAUUGCUGGUGGUGUGGAUUGUGUAUUUCCCAUUAUUUGGCACGAGCAAACCUCUGUCAGGUUUUUUUAUUUUUCAGUGUUUACUGGGGUAAAAGAUAGCUGGUGUCAGUUCGAAAGAACCAGAGUCUCUUUUGAUAGCCAUCUGGGCAAGUGGCACUGCCAGUGCCGCAAUAAAAUAAGAAGCUGUGUCCACAUAUACCUGUGCAUGUGGUGGCUGUUUCAAGAGAAACCCCAUAUCCUUUUUUGUCAAACUGAAACAAAUGCUGAAGACAGUAAUGUGGAUGAAAGGGUCAGAGAUGUUGCAGAGACAGAAGUGGCAACACUGGCUUCUAAUGACAUACAGGAGUUGACAGAUUAUUUGUGGAGGCAAAAGAGGGUGCCAGAAAACCUUCCACAGAUUUCCUUGAACCUCUAGAGUCCAAUUGUACUUAUUGCCCUGGUCCCACUCCGCCAGCUUUGGGGGAGAGGGUACUAAUUACACGGCAUGGGACAGUGUACGGAAUAUCUUCAGUGACUCGAGGUUAAUUUCAGAAAUGUAUAGAACUCUUUUUCAUGCAUUUUCCACAUUUAAUUUUUUAUACAAUUUCUGUGUGAUGUGCCAGUGUGUGUGAAGAACUGCCUUGUUUGUAGACGUCCAGUGAGGUUUCAAGAAUAACUGUCUGGUUUUCAUAAUUAUGAAAACAGGACCUUUUUGACCAUUCCCCUCUGUUCUCUCAUGACAUCUGGACUGGCAAAUUAUAUUGCCCUUGGACGUUUUCUGCAAACCACGGAGGAUCAUGUCAACAUCACUUUUCCACACAAUUUGAUAAGAAAAGCAUUUUAUCAUUUCUCUGCUCUGAGGGAGUACUCCUAUAACUCUUCAUGUGUCAGAUGUGGCCACAGUCCUCCAGUUUUAGUUGCAGAUGGAAACCGGAAAAUUGCAUUUGAUUGUAAAACCGAAUUAGGGGGUAUUAUGUGAAUUGUUAAUUGUGAGUGCAUAUAAUUACCUGUCUUGGUAAAUAUUUGCUGCUUUGCUCAUUGUCUUUGUGUAUUAGUACAUCUGUUUAGACGGCCAAAUUUGGACAAUAUCAGCCAAGAGGAUACUCGGGUUAAUGUCAGGACAAGAUGGGAGACGCUUGAGAAAGAAAUGCCUGCUUCUGGGUUCUGUGAUGAUUGUUCCAAAGACAGAAGUGUACAAAGGUCUGUCUCAGAAAGAUUGUGCUUUCACCUCUAGCUGUGGCUUGGAGAUAGAUGAAGAAGCCAUUUUGCAAGUGCUGGAGUCCAAAACUCCAAGGAAAGAAGCCUUGGUCAAAGCCUGCAAUGCCCUUGGAGUAUCACACGUAGUUAAUUAACAGACUUGAGGAGCUAUACAUGGGUUUCAGCUGGCGUCACUCUCUUGUCUUCCGCCAUUUUGAGGACCUGAAGUGGUCGCAAAAGAACUAGAAGCUAUGCCUUCAAUAUGUUGUGAGCAUCAAAAUCGCUAUUUUUACAACACUAAGAAGGCUCGACAAAACAUGAUAUUUUGCUCGAAGUAUCGCCUGUGUCUCUACACGUGAACUCGAGCAUUGAGAACAUUGUUUGUGAACAAAGAGUUUACUAAAAAGAAGGUUUUGAACAACUGACUUUGGUUGAUUUGGCUUCCGCUCGCCGCCAUCUUCCCAGUCUAGAUGUAUCGAUCUGCGAAUGGAACGUAAGGAGGGAGGAGAGUAAAGAUGGAUAGCUCCUAAAGCAUAGUUCCAUAUAAAUGCACAGAUAAUUCGUUGUUUUGUCGCAAGUGAAAAACAAUAUUGACCUUCUAGUUGAAAAAGGAGCCUCAUAUGAGAUUCAUUCAUUCGCAUUCAGAAAUCGAUUAUUUCCGUCUGGCAGGGAUGACGAGCGGACAUCAUUACAGCCAAAGUCAGUUGUACAAAACUUU